UCAUCUAAAGGAGAGGACAGGCUGUUCAUCCGCCUCUUCCAUAAGUAUAAUCAGUUUAUCCGGCCAGUGGAGAACGUGUCAGACCCAGUGAUGGUAGAAUUUGAGGUCUCCAUCUCUCAGCUCGUCAAAGUGGAUGAAGUCAAUCAGAUAAUGGAGACCAACCUGUGGUUACGACAUAUUUGGAAUGACUACAAACUGAAAUGGUCUCCAGUAGACUUUGACGGCAUCGAGUACAUCAGGGUUCCAUCCAAUAAGAUCUGGAGGCCUGACAUUGUGCUCUACAACAAUGCUGUAGGUGACUUUCUGGUGGAAGACAAGACCAAAGCUCUACUGAAGUAUGAUGGCACUAUCACCUGGGUCCCUCCAGCCAUCUUCAAGUCCUCCUGUCUAAUGGACAUCACUUAUUUCCCCUUUGACUACCAGAACUGCUCGAUGAAGUUUGGUUCAUGGACAUACGACAAAGCCAAGAUCGACCUGGUGCAGAUUGGCUCCAAGGUCAACAUCAAAGACUUCUGGGAGAGCGGUGAGUGGGAGAUCAUCGACGCACCAGGCUACAAGCAUGACAUCAAGUACAACUGCUGUGAGGAGAUCUACACAGACAUUACGUACAGCUUCUAUAUCCGUCGCCUGCCUCUGUUCUACACCAUCAACCUCAUCAUCCCGUGCCUCCUUAUUUCUUUCCUGACCGUUCUCGUCUUUUAUCUACCAUCAGAUUGUGGCGAGAAAGUGACGCUCUGCAUUUCCGUCCUCCUUUCCCUCACCGUCUUCCUCCUGGUCAUCACUGAGACCAUCCCCUCUACUUCUCUCGUCAUACCCCUGAUUGGCGAGUACCUGCUCUUCACCAUGAUCUUCGUAACGCUUUCCAUCGUCAUUACCGUCUUCGUGCUCAAUGUGCAUUACCGUACUCCCACCACUCAUGCCAUGCCCUCCUGGGUGCAAGCUGUCUUCCUGCAGGCCCUGCCCAGAGUUAUGCUGAUGAAACGUCCUAUGGACCAGUCAGAAUCAUCCGGAAAAACAAGUUUGUCUGAGGGAUCAUCUGGGGAAGGAGAAGGGAAGAAAAGGAAGAACAGUUGCAGCAACUGUUUGGAGUUUGGCGAGGGGAAGGCAAGGGAGGUGGAGGUGAAGAAAAGGCCGUGCCCGUGCCAUCCGAUGAAAGAGCCUCCUGAAGGGGAUUGUGGGAAACAGAGUCGGCAGCUGAGCACCGUUAACACGGUGGUGGCGUUUUCAGUGGUGUCACCUGAAAUCAAACAGGCCAUCGAGAGCAUCAAGUACAUUGCAGAGAACAUGAGGAGCCGCAACAAGGCUAAAGAGGUGGAGGAUGAUUGGAAGUAUGUUGCCAUGGUAAUUGAUCGCAUCUUCCUAUGGGUGUUUGUGCUGGUGUGUGUGCUUGGAACAAUGGGACUCUUCUUCCAGCCUCUCAUCGGUUUCUUUGCAUGA
Messenger RNA from Neoarius graeffei (lesser salmon catfish), 1437 nucleotides. RefSeq names its product cholinergic receptor, nicotinic, alpha 6 (gene chrna6). Gene Ontology annotation, biological process: chemical synaptic transmission; nervous system process; regulation of membrane potential. The record is from RefSeq and is a predicted model, not a curated record. The transcript has 5 exons. Gene Ontology annotation, molecular function: acetylcholine-gated monoatomic cation-selective channel activity; transmembrane signaling receptor activity. The coding region runs from base 91 to 1437 and encodes 448 amino acids. Gene Ontology annotation, cellular component: synapse; postsynaptic membrane; neuron projection. NCBI's taxonomy places the organism in Eukaryota, Metazoa, Chordata, Actinopteri, Siluriformes, Ariidae.